Oryzias melastigma (Indian medaka) is the source of this 796-nucleotide messenger RNA. It is a transcript of the gene lg6h12orf73, whose product is annotated as linkage group 6 C12orf73 homolog. The coding region runs from base 246 to 476 and encodes 76 amino acids. The transcript is spliced from 4 exons. Gene Ontology annotation, cellular component: mitochondrion. Gene Ontology annotation, biological process: mitochondrial respiratory chain complex III assembly. The record is from RefSeq and is a predicted model, not a curated record. NCBI's taxonomy places the organism in Eukaryota, Metazoa, Chordata, Actinopteri, Beloniformes, Adrianichthyidae.
AUAUAUUUUGAGACGCUGGCCACUCCCAAGAUCCAAAUCCUGUUGUUAACAUUUAACCGUAAAAAGUAUAUAUAUAUUUUUAAUUUAGAUAUAACAACAGAAAUAUAUAAAAGUCGGAAGCGGGAUUUUGAUAUCAAAGGAAAGAUCAAUUGAAACUGGUUGUGGAAGAGAAUCAAGGAAGCGGUUUAUAUCAAAUUGUUUUUUGUAUUGGUAAAGGCGGAGUUGGUUCCUUUGAGGUGGUAAAGAUGCCGGCCGGGGUGUCAUGGCCUCGAUACCUGAGACUGCUUGGAGCCAGUGUUCUGGCCAUGUUUGCCGGGGCACAGGCUGUACACCAGUACUACCUGCCAGAUCUGAGUAUUCCAGAGGUCCCACCCAAACCUGGAGAGCUCCAGACUGAACUCCAAGGAUACAAGAUAAGAGAACAAGCUGCUGCUACCAUCGAGAAAUUCAAAAAAGGAGAAAAUGUGGAUCAAUGAAAUAUUCUGAGAGGUGGACUGUGGGUUCAGCUGUUUGCUCAAAUGUGCCUUGGAGAAGUACAAGUGUUUUAAAGACUCAAGGGACUCUUCUUGCUGCUUUAAAUGAGAAAAAAACGAGUUGACAUGCAAUUUAUGAGCAUGUGAGCAGCCUGUUUGACACGAUGAUCUUUAAUUUGAUAAUUUAAUGUCAGUUCACCUUUAUCUGUCUUGAAUAAUAUAAGGAAAGAUUCCUCAGUAAUAUAUGUAAUAAUUAAACUCUAAGUAUAUCAAUGUUUAUAAAUAAAAAGAAACACCAAUUUUGUUUGACAGUUAGAAAAAUA